AUGACCAGAAUACGUCCAGACUAUGAUGCCAUCGUCAUUGGCGCAGGCUUCAGUGGUGUGCGAUCUCUCUGGGAGCUCCGACGACUGGGGUUGACAGCAAGGUGCUUCGACGCCGGGUCAGAUGUAGGGGGCACCUGGUGGUGGAAUCGCUAUCCUGGAUGUCGGACUGAUGGCGAGGCUUGGGUAUACGCUUUGAAGUUCCUGCCCGAGCUGUUGGAAGAAUGGGACUUUACCGAGCGCUAUCCCCCGCAAGAGGAGAUUCAAUGGUACCUAAGUCGGGUCCUUGACCGUUACGACCUACGCAAGGACAUCGAGUUCAACACCGAAGUCAAGUCAGCCCACUACAGCGAUCAUGAUAGUAUCUGGAAGAUCACUACGGCGAGUGGGAAAGUGGCUACUGCGCGAUACUUUCUCCCUGCUACGGGUAUCACCUCGAUUCCCAAGGAGCCGCCCUUUCCGGGGCUCCAGUCGUUCAAAGGGGAGGUAUAUCAAACUUCGACGUGGCCAGCCCACGAGAUCGAAUUUGAGAACAAGCGAAUUGGUGUAAUUGGCACGGGCUCGACCGGAAUCCAAGUCAUCACCAAGCUGGCUCCAGUUGCCGAACAGCUGAUUGUUUUUCAACGGACGCCAAACUACGUUAUCCCCGCGCAAAACUAUCCUCUCGACGAGAAAAAAAGGGAAGAUAUCAAGAAAACGUUUGAUGCUACCUGGGAUAUUGCCAAACGAAACUUGGCCGGCCACGCGGUGAAGCAUUCAGGGCGCAUGGUCGCGAGUGCUGGCGGGCCCGAGGAGAUCCAACGAGUAUUCGAAGAUGGCUGGGCGCGCGGUUGUUACGACUUCCAGCUCGGCACAUUCGAUGAUUCCUUCAUGGAUCCACAUGCUAAUGCUGUCACGUCGGACUUUAUUCGUCAGAAAAUCCGCUCGAUCGUUCGCGACGGUGACACCGCCGAGGUUCUAUGCCCAACUUAUCCGUUUGGUGCAAGGCGUCCCCCCUGCGCAGAUGGGUACUACGAGACAUUCAAUCGAUCGAAUGUGAAGCUUGUGGAUAUCCGCGAAGACGAGAUCGAAGUCUACGACCAGGGUAUCAAGACUGCUUCCGGCGCGGAAUAUGAGCUUGACAUGAUCAUCUUGGCACUGGGCUUCGACACAGGCACAGGAGCCAUGAACAAGAUCGACAUCCGAGGGAGCCAGAACAGGUCGCUCCGGGAGUCUUGGACUCGGCGGCUAGAAACAUUCGCGGGCGUCUUGGUCCAUGGUUAUCCAAACAUGUUUGUCGUCUGCGGUCCUCACUUGCCCGCCGGGAACCAGCCGGUCAGUCUCGAAGCUUUCGCCAGCUGGAUCGGCAAGACCAUCGAGCAUAUGGAGACCAACGGGCUUGCCAGCAUCGACGUGUCGAACGAAGCUAUGGAUGCCUGGACGACGCAUGUCGAGCAAGUAUGGGGCGGUUCAUUCCUGGCCAAACACGCUCACGAGCAAGGCUCUUGGUUCGUCGGCACCAACAUUCCCGGGAAACCGUCCAGAAUCAUGUUCUACUUUGGCGGAAUGGUCAACCUGGAGCCUUGGCUCAUCAAGGAACUGGAAACCGGCUGGUCGAGUAUGAGCUUUACACGUCUGGACGGUGCCGAAGCUAGCAAUGGGGUGUCAAAACAGACCGUCGGCGGAGUCCAUGUCACGCCCGAGAUGCUGGAGUCCGUGCAAAUACCUCUCGAAGCGGACAAAGUGGGCAUGACCCCGGCGGAGAAGUCCAAGCUCGUGAAUGCUGCGACCGCUGUGUACAUCGACAUGGCUGUCGAGGAAAUGCGGAGCCGCGGACUGGCCCCGAAGGCGGAUUAUCGGGUUCACUGGUGGAAAGUCAUGCAGGACUUUGUGGAUUCUGGGGAGGGGCAAAGGGUCCUCCAGGAAACCUCUUUGACAAACCAAGAACUCGAAAGGGUGAUUGCCAAACUCGGCAUCGAAGGCGAGGUGAUUGCCAGAAUGGGCCCAGAGAUCGUGAACAUCCUGACCGGCAAAACCCACGCCCUGGCGCAUAUCAUGAGAGACGACCUGCUCUUCCGCGUGUAUCUCUCUGACGAAGGUAGGCGCGCCAACCGCUACAUGGCGGAAUACGCCAGACUUCUCACCUCACAGCGACGAGAUAUCCGAAUCCUGGAGAUUGGGGCGGGAACAGGAGGCACCACGUCGGAAGUCCUCAACCUCUGCAGCCCCAAUGGCGAAUCAUUCUGUGCCGAAUACAUGUACACAGAUCUCUCGCCGGGCUUCUUUAAUGCUGCGAAGACCACGCUGAAGAAAUGGGAGUCCCAUUUGGCCUUCCAGGUCCUCAACAUUGAGGAUGACCCUGCAGGCCAAGGCUUCAAAGAGCACACAUACGACUUGAUCAUUGCUGCAAACGUUAUCCAUGCGACGGCACGUCUUACGAACACUUUGAGCAAUGUUCACAAGCUACUAAAGCCCGGCGGUGUCUUUGGCCUUGUCGAGCUUACUCGAUUAACUCCUUUCUAUAACCUCACCUUUGGUUCGCUUUCUGGAUGGUGGGCUGGCGUUGACGAGGGGAGAACAGAGAGCCCCUUACAGUCUCCUCAGCAGUGGAAUAGCUUACUGAAGCAGACGGGCUUCUCUGGCGUUGAUCUGGCCGCGUAUGAUCUCCCUGGGCCAGAGAGACAUAGCUGUCUGUUGCUGUCGACGGCGCUGUCUAACUCCGUUACUACUAAUGGGCAUUGA
Aspergillus fumigatus Af293 is the source of this 2718-nucleotide messenger RNA. RefSeq names its product bifunctional monooxygenase/methyltransferase psoF (gene psoF). The record is from RefSeq and is a predicted model, not a curated record. NCBI's taxonomy places the organism in Eukaryota, Fungi, Ascomycota, Eurotiomycetes, Eurotiales, Aspergillaceae. Gene Ontology annotation, molecular function: flavin adenine dinucleotide binding; NADP binding; N,N-dimethylaniline monooxygenase activity.